This is a messenger RNA of Penicillium bovifimosum, 522 nucleotides long. RefSeq lists its product as uncharacterized. Lineage: Eukaryota; Fungi; Ascomycota; Eurotiomycetes; Eurotiales; Aspergillaceae. The transcript has a single exon. The record is from RefSeq and is a predicted model, not a curated record. The coding region runs from base 1 to 522 and encodes 173 amino acids.
AUGGGUUGGUUUGACGGUCGAUCGACCAUUUCCUCCUCGGGAUUCGUGCGCAAACGGUCGCCGGCAUCCAGCACGCACAGCGGACGCAGCACACGCAGCAAAGCCUACUCCACCCACCACACACGACACUCGGCACCCUCCUUCUUUGGCGGACUAGGCGGUUCACGAACCGGAGGACGAUCGAGCCCAUCUGUGUUCUCCUCGUUCUCAUCCUCGUCGCGACGAGCCAGACCCCGUGAGGGAUUUGUGCAGCGCAUGAUUCGCGAUAUCAAGCGUCUCUUCCGUGACAUCUAUCGCUGGGCCCGUCGUCAUCCGAUGAAGGUUUUCAUGAUGGUCAUCAUUCCUCUCCUGACCAGCGGCGUUCUGCCCAGGCUGUUUGCUAUGAUUGGUAUUCGCUUGCCGCAUGCUAUUACCAGCGCCCUCGGUGGUAGCUCGAAGGCUCGAGCAGGCGAGUUUGGAGCUGGUAGGGGGAUGUCUGAGAACAUUAGCAGCUUGAUGAACAUUGCCAAGAUGUUUGCGUAG